AUGCGCGGCCAGGAAGGGAGCCGGGUUGCCCUCGGGGUCUGCCCGUGUCCGCCGCUGGAGGGAGGCCCUGCAGCUCCGAGCUCGUCCCCGCCACAGUCCGCGGGGAGAGCCCGGCCAUGGCCACGCCGAGCUGGGCUGCUGCAGCCCCACCACCCGUCCCUCAGGGGACAGUGGGGAAACGGAGGCCAGGAGCGGCAGGGACUGGCUGGGCCCUUGAGCUGGGCAGAGGCCCCAGGACAAGAAAUAGAGGCUCCUCCCAUUUGCAUCGCGGCGUCUGUGUUUCCAUUCACUGGCUUAUUCAUCCACUCAUUCACUCAUGGCCUCACUCACUCACUCAUUCAUCCAGUCAUUCAUUCAUUCAGGCCUUCGCUCAUUCAUCAUCCGUUCAUUCGUUCAGCUCCUGCUAGGGCUGUGGAGCCAGCUGAAGACAGGGCCCAGGAGCUGGGAGAGCCAUCCCCUGCUCCAGCUCCCGCCAUGGCUGUGGAGCCAGCUGAACAUGUGGCCCCGGAACAGGGAGAGCCAUGCCCUGCUCCGGCUCCUGCCAGGGCCCAGGAGCAAGCUGAAGUCGCGGCCAGGGAAGAGGGAAAGCCAUCCACUGCUCCAGAUUCUGCCUGUGCCUGGAAGACUGCUGAAGCCCCAGCCACGGUCCAGAGAGAACCAUCCACUUCUCUGCCUCCUGCUGGGGCUGGCGAGGCAGCUGAAACCACAGCUGCAGAUCAUGGAUAGCCAUCCCCUUGUCCAGAUCCUCCUGGACACCUGGAGCCUGCUCAGGCGCUAGCCCUGUCCUCGGGAGAGCUCACUCUCCAACCCCCGUCAUCCCCAGCUCCUGACCCAUCCCUUCCACCUUCUUCCUCACCACAACCUCCCUUCGUCUCCCCCCUUAACCUGUAUGU
Molecule: messenger RNA, 893 nt
Organism: Equus caballus (horse)
Lineage: Eukaryota; Metazoa; Chordata; Mammalia; Perissodactyla; Equidae
Source: RefSeq, a predicted model, not a curated record